Alligator sinensis (Chinese alligator) is the source of this 4822-nucleotide messenger RNA. It is a transcript of the gene GNAT1, whose product is annotated as G protein subunit alpha transducin 1. The record is from RefSeq and is a predicted model, not a curated record. The coding region runs from base 1188 to 2669 and encodes 493 amino acids. Gene Ontology annotation, cellular component: heterotrimeric G-protein complex. Gene Ontology annotation, biological process: adenylate cyclase-modulating G protein-coupled receptor signaling pathway. NCBI's taxonomy places the organism in Eukaryota, Metazoa, Chordata, Crocodylia, Alligatoridae. The transcript is spliced from 10 exons. Gene Ontology annotation, molecular function: GTPase activity; G protein-coupled receptor binding; G-protein beta/gamma-subunit complex binding.
UUUUCACCUCUCUGAGUCCUCCCUCCCUUCCCCCCAGGAUGCAUUUGACAGGAGUUGGGUUUCAGGAAAACCCCAAAGGUUGAUCAGCUCCCACUUCCUAGGAGGGAAGAACAGGGUGCCACAAGACAGUGGUCCAUUAUAUUGACUGGGGGUGAGACGCAGGGGGCUGCAGGUUGUGAUGCGAGACAGCAGAGCUGUAUAAGUAGGAAGCUUGUCCAGCACCAGCCAGAUCUCAGUCUCAGUCUUUCACAAGAAUUAUUUUACCUUUAAGAAAAGCAUAAAGGUUCCUUGAAAUAUCCAGUGCAGCCCCCGCCAUGGUACAUUCCCCCACACACAUUCCACAUCCAGACAGACCUUUGAGCUUGGGCUACCAAAGACUUAAUCCCUCUUCCCUCUCUCCAUUACAAUUCAUGGAGUCCCCAAAUCCAGCCAGGCGCAUACCUCUGUUGGUCCAGAGCCCAGCCUGGAGCCCCAUUGUCCUCUGCUGCUGCUAUCCAUGCCCCAACUCAGUGUUGAUUGCAAGCCAACCCCUCAGUAUGCCACUACCCCGGUACCCUAGCCUCUUCAGCAUGCUCUGUCUUGGCUCUGGGCCUGUCCUCUGCGGUGCUGUCGGGCUGCUGGGUGCUGAUGUGUCUGGUUCUCCUGAGGCCCAGGUCCACCUUGAGCUCCAUUCAUUGAGGUCAUGCAGGUUCUGGGGGACCUGGUGGAUUGCCUGGGCACAGAGAUGCGUGGAAUGAGCAAACUGGGAAGUAUGAUUGAGGGACUGCCAGCCUAGGGGCAGAACACAGCAGGGACUAAGGGCAGACAGGGGCAAGGAGGUUUCCCUGGGGCUUUGCCCCAUUCCCUAAGCCCCAGUGGGUUCAAGGAGACUUCAGAGUUCACUGCACUCCCUCUCUCUCCCCUUUGCCCCCCAGGAAACUCUGUGCCAGGGAGCUUUGGCCUGCAAGGCAAGAAAGAACACCCUGCACUGAUUCUGUCCAUGCCAAAGUGGCCAGCCUGGAUGUACCCUGAAGCCCCUUAAGCUGGGAAGCCUUGGUUUCUGUGUAUGCUCACAGUGGGAUACAUUGCCUCUGUUGAUGCAAGACAUUGUACAUGCAGAGACUUUGGGUCAGGUGCCUAACACGGAGUCCCCUAUAUUACCAGCAGAAACCGAUUCUGACUUCCGGUGACUCACCCAAGGUCAUAGAAUGAGAUGUAGGCUCAGGGCCCAGCUCUUCUGGCACCAGCCCCAGGCCACCUCCCCUCACAGGAAGCUUGGGGCACGGAUGGUGGGCCAGGCUGUGAGGAAGUCCCUGCUUUUACACGUUGAUGAUGCAUCCCUGGAUGGGAGCAGAUGGAGGCUGGAAAUUGUUGCACUCAGCAGAUUGGGCAGCAGGGAGCACAUGACUUCCAUGGGCUUCGAAAUCCUCCUUUGUGGGAGACUGGCUGGCACUGUGCAUUGGGAGGAGUGUCAUUCUUCUCUGGGGUUCACGACGGAGCAGGAGGGAGCAAGCGGAGGCCUUCCAGAGUUAGUAGUGGGUUCCAGAGGAGACAGGACAAGAGCUCUGGAUACCCCCUGGGCUUACACUACUGCUGCUGAGUGGCUGGAUCAAGAAGAGGAGUAUACUGAAGACCAGAUGGGAGCUGGGGCCAGCGCAGAAGAGAAGCAUUCGCGGGAGCUAGAGAAGAAGCUCAAGGAAGAUGCCGAGAAAGAUGCCAGGACAGUCAAGCUGCUCUUACUGGGAGCUGGUGAAUCCGGAAAGAGUACAAUCGUUAAGCAAAUGAAAAUUAUCCACCAAGAUGGUUACUCCCUGGAAGAGUGCUUGGAGUUCAUCAGCAUCAUUUACAGCAACACUCUGCAGUCCAUAUUGGCCAUUGUGCGUGCCAUGAACACGCUGAACAUCCAGUAUGGGGACUCAGCCAAGCAGGAUGAUGCCCGUAAGCUGCUCCACUUGUCUGACACUAUCGAGGAGGGUACCAUGCCCAAAGAGAUGUCUGAUAUCAUCAUCCGCCUCUGGAAGGACACUGGCAUCCAGGCCUGUUUCGACCGCGCCUCUGAGUACCAGCUGAAUGACUCAGCCGGCUAUUACCUGAAUGACCUGGAACGUCUGGUCACCCCUGGCUACGUCCCCACAGAGCAGGACGUACUGCGCUCCCGAGUCAAGACCACCGGUAUCAUCGAGACCCAGUUUGGCUUCAAGGAUCUCAAUUUCAGGAUGUUUGAUGUAGGUGGCCAGCGCUCAGAGAGGAAGAAGUGGAUUCACUGCUUUGAAGGGGUCACAUGCAUCAUCUUCAUCGCUGCCCUCAGCGCCUACGAUAUGGUCCUGGUGGAGGAUGAUGAAGUGAACCGCAUGCACGAGAGUCUGCACCUCUUCAACAGCAUCUGCAACCACCGCUACUUUGCCACCACCUCCAUCGUCCUUUUCCUCAACAAGAAGGACGUCUUUACAGAGAAGAUCAAGAAGGCCCACCUCAGCAUCUGCUUCCCGGACUAUGAUGGACCCAAUACAUAUGAGGAUGCAGGCAACUACAUCAAGGUGCAAUUCCUGGAGCUGAACAUGCGCAGGGACGUGAAAGAAAUCUACUCGCACAUGACCUGUGCUACUGAUACUGAGAACGUCAAGUUCGUAUUCGAUGCCGUUACCGACAUUAUCAUCAAAGAGAACCUCAAAGACUGCGGUCUCUUCUGAGCCCAGGCCUCCUGGGGCCAUGACGACAUCUUACCAAGAGCACAGACAGCAUCUCCUGGACCCAGCAGCUGAGGGCUUCUGCCUCAGCUCUUCCCCUACGUAGCACAGUGUGGAGACCAACCCCUGCGCUGACACCAGCACCCUCACCUGCACCGCACAGCACUGCAUUGGACAGGCAGGACCAGGCCCAACCCUGCACUGCCACUGCCACCCCCACCCCACACUUUACAGUAGGGGGGAUCCACCCCUUUCUCAGCACUGACAGGCUAUUUCUGGUACCUUCUUUUACAAUGAUCCAGAUGCUGAGGAGGUGCUGCUAGAGCCAACCCAGCUGUGCAGGGAGGGUGCAUGUGUGGCAUCUGUGCUAAGUAGUGACCCCCGCCCAACUCCCCACGCAGCCAUUAGCCCUCAUGCACAGUGCCCCCUGUUGCAGCACUCCCACACCUCCUGUGCUGCUGUCCACUCUGGUUUUCUUUCCCCUGUUGUGAUCCUGGCACAGCUGCCCACUCAUAUGGCCAGUGAAACUCAGCCCACCCCCAAGCAUUCCCUUCAGAGCUCUGAUUGCACCCUUGGGGACAUCCCACCUGGAGCAGUUCAGCUGUGGCGGCUAAGAUGAGCCCCAGCCAUGGCUUGUCGGUCUGUCUGACCACCCACAUUUGGCCCCUGGGAUGCACCAAGGUCAUCUUGUCCAGGUUGCUUGGUGGCACCUACUCCUUCCACUCUGUAGCAGAGGACCCCCUGCUCUGGGCUUCCCACCCCCAGCCCCUAGGUGAAGAAAUGUCUCCCAUGUGACCAAGGCUUGAGAUGUGGUCACCUCCUUUCCCCUCCAGUCCUCUUCGUCUUGCCCCAAAGAGGAAGGGGCCAAGCAGCACUCUGUGCUCAGGGGGACGGACAGAUGCCAACACUAGGGAUGGGAGGCAACAGCAACAGCAGCCCCCUGGUCUGUAUCCACAGCUGGGCCAGCUUCUAGCCACUUGCCAACUAGCCCAGCUGACCCCAGACAGGCAGCUGGGUUGAUGUAGUAUGAAUUACUGGAUGAACUUGCCCACUGGAGAGAACUUAGUGCUUGGUGCCCCCCACCCUUGCAAAGCACUGGCCCUACUCUAGGGCCAGAGGAAGCAGCAGCAAAGGGCUCCACUACAGGGGUGCUGCUGUGCCCAGAACCCAUUUACCCCUGAUCUCUCAACUGAGAUUCCCAUUGCCAUGUGGAUCCUUGUCCACAUGAACUUGGACCAAGCCUUCCCCCUCCAUUCACCCACCCUCAGGCUCUGGGAAGGGGUGAGUGGCAGUGGGUCCAGCUCUGGCCAGGGUAUGGUACCACAGCUGGUAACAUCCCCCCUGCCCCCAGGCUGGGAAAGAGCUAGAGCCCACCCACAUCGCUCUCUUAGGCUCAGAGGAAUAUUUUGCAAUAUGCCAGGGGGUGUGGGAAAGGGUGAACCCUCUGCUCCUGGUGCUUUGUGAUUUCAGCUGAUUCUUGACCCCCCCACCCCCCUUUAGGGCAGGGCCCUGGCACCUGUCACACUCCAUUGCACCCCACUUGUCCAGCGACAGCUCCUUGUCAACCCCACCACCAACCAUCACACACCCUUCCAUGUGCAAACAUUUGUCUUCACCUCCUGGUCACAGGGAGGCAGGUCACUCUUGGCAGGCAGAUCCCUUGCUUUCUAGAAGGCUCUCUUGGCUAUUAGCACCCCUCCCCUACUCUACCCCUGCAUGGGCAGAGUUAAAGGGAAACAGCCCGCUUGGAAAUCUCCCCACAGCUGGAGCACUGAAAAGGGAACACAGCUCCCUGCAUGCCUGAGCCCAGGACAUUGUUUGCAGUGGACUGUGGUGUAGCCUAGCUUCCUGUGUACACAGCGAUGGCUUCAGCUUUCCCACCAGAUUUCUGCUGGUUCUGGGUCUGGAACGUUUUACCAGUGGCAAUUGGGUGAGAUUUAAAAUAAAGUAUCUUUCAGGCAUAUGGGGGUGGGGGUGGAAUUGUCUGUUGUGUCCAGUGAAUCCUUGUCCCCUAGCAAAUGUACUCUGCUGCAUAACAUUUUCCUGGCAUGAAGCGCUGGUGCCCGCGAUCCUGUAAGCAUAUCCAGACAGCACUGCAGCCAGUUCGUUUUCUACCUGGGAUUAUAUCACAUCAGAUUUAUGAAUAAAAAGAUUUA